AUGGGUGGAAGAAGAGAGCAGUCUCCAGGUAUGAAUGUUUGUUUGCUUUGAAGCUACAGAGUUACAGAAGAAAGGCAAGGUUUGUCUGCCUUGAAGCUACAGAGUUGCUCAAUUUCCUAGUUGUGCUUUUUUGUGAUCAAAUUGAAAAAUCUGCACUUUUGAAAAAACCUGCAAUCCUAUCAAUUGUGCUCGCCUGAAAAAUAUCCACUGCCCUGAGAAAAUGUAGUCCCCUGAAAAAUCUCUACCCCACUGUAAAAUAUCUCUACCCCACUGUAAAAAUCUCUACCCCACUGUAAAAAAUCUCUACCUCACUGUAAAAAAUCUCUACCCCACUGUAAAAAAUCUCAACCCAAUCUCCUCUAUAAAUCCCCACCCUACCCCUCCAUGUAAAAUCUCUCCCCACCCUCUCUAAAAAUUAUUUACCCCCACUCCAUUAUAAAAGAUCGCAACCUCACACCCACUAUAUAUAAGAAAUUAUUUGCCCCACCUCAUUAUAAAAAAUCAACCUUAUCCCCCUCUUUAACAAACUCUCUGCAAUCCUAUCGAUUGUGCUUUCUCCUGAAAAAUAUCCACUGCCCUGAGAAAAUGUAAUCUCCUGAAAAAUAUGCACCCCGGAAAAAAUCUCUACUCCACUGUAAAAAAUCUUUACCAAAUCCCCUCUAAAAAAUCCCCUACCCUACCCCUCCAUGUAAAAUCUCUCCCCACCCUCUCUAAAAAAUAUUCACCCCACCCCAUUAUAAAAAAUCUCAACCUCACCCCCACUAUAAAAAAUCUUCAUCUCACCCCAUUAUAAAAAAUCUCAACCGCAUCCCCCUCUUUAAAAAAUCUCCACCCAACCCCACUACAAAAAAUCUCAAUUCAACCCCACUACAAAAAAUCUUCACCCCACCCCCUCUAUGAAAAAUCUUCACCCCACUCCACUACAAAAGUCUCCACCCCAUGAAUAGAGAGUUCCCUUGAUCUUUACUUAUCUCACUUCGUGUGACUUUGGAGUUUGGACUUCAAGUGUAUGAAAGUUCAAUUUCUUAUAUAUAUUUGAUAUACUUGCAGUGUUGAAGCCUAGUUGGGAAUCUGAAGAAAAAAGUGCACCAGUUGCCAAAAAGAUGAAGAAUUAUCGUCAACCUGAGAAAAUGCAAGAAGAUAACAAUAACACUCCUAAAAUUUCUCCACAAGACUGGCCACCAAGUUUAAAGUAAAUACAGCUAUAUUCUCUACAGAUCUAUAUCAUUCAUUGCCAAGUUAACUCUCAAUGUGCCCUCAAUAUUUUGCGACGUUUCUGCCACAGUUCAAUACUAAGAAAACUACAGAUUCAUAAAGAUACUACUAUACCUCAAAAAUACAAGGAGAACUUCGACGUUCUAACUUCCUGACGAACGCCUUGAAUUCGCUUGAAGCGUUGAAAUUUUCCUUGUAAUUACCAGGUAGUUGUAUCCCUAUCAAUCUCUAUGUCUGUUCGUAACCAGUAAUGUCCCAUCGUCUCUAGGGACUAUGUCCAACGUGCGUUUGAUCAAUGCGAAACAGAAGAACAUAAGGACAUUACAGAGAAUCACUUGAAGAGAAUGUUGACAAGAGCUUUCAAAGAAGGAUCUGCUUGGGGAGUCAACUGGGAUAAAGAACCGUUGCCAAAGUAAGUCGCUUUUGUUUUUUAUAAAUAGGGUACCGUUCUUGUCCUGCAUCUUCGCUCUGCGAUUAACUACAAUUUGAAGCCUUGAAUGUCAUUUCCUGCAUUCUAAGUACUACAUUUACAUAUUUGUUAAAUUUCUCCUCACCCUACUUGUAUAUCAGGCAAAAAUUGAUGAUCGUUUCAACUCAGCGGUGAAAAAAUUUGUUUGCAAUGCAUACGCGAUGUGUCAGAUGUAUAACUCCUAUGAUUCAUUAUGUACAUAGAGCAACGGUUUUCAACUGGUUUUCUCAUGUGUCCCCGAUUUCACAUGAUUGAAUUACCACGUCCCCUGAACAGAAAUUGCCCACUGAAGUCUAUCAAAAACACGAAUUUCGAAAUAGUUAGUAAAAUAGUAAAUGAUUUAAAUUUUAAAUAAUAGAUAGAAAGUCAAGCAAACAUGUUUAUAGUACAAACUAUUGUAUUCAACUAUUGUAUUCAACUAUUGUUUUCUCAGUCCUAGACCAGUUUGUGUCCCCUAGGAAUUUGCCAAAUGUCCCCUCUCGGGGACAUGUCCCCCAAGUUGAAAACCGUUGACAUAGAGUAUACGCGAUAUACGAAAAUUAAUGCGCUUAACCUAUAACAUAAUCUACACCAACUGCUACGUUAUGUGGUUACGGCGACCCGCCGUAUUGGCGCUUGAAUAUUUUCUCGCGUUCUCAAUAAUCAAUCGUUUCAAUAUAAUAAAUAAUAUUCACAAAUCUAAACUUAAUAUGGAAUACCAGAGUUUUCUCGCUGAACACCACUAGGGCACCAGUAGGAAGGAUGCGCGCCCUCCUACAUCCCCUAAGACACGCCUCUGCUGUCAUUAGUAAAACUUGGACUUGUACACUGGUUCUACACAGGGCCCAUUUUCACUCCACGGACAGAAAAUAUUCCGAAAAUAUUAUUGUUCAAAAUUCUUUCCGACUGAAAAUUUGUGUCGGCCAAUCACAUUUUACAAAAUUUUCUUCCUGCCGUAAAUAUUUCUGAGUUGGAAAUGGACGUGUUUUAUCUAUUCUCGUAGUGUGCGACCAGAUCGCGAAUCAAAACGAUCGAAACUUCUCCGACGACUCAGUCAACGACCAGCAAGCCCGGAGAGGGAAGAUCUCGAAGUCGUAGCUCGAGCAGAUCUCGCAGUCCUCCACCAAGUAUAUCUAGUAACAACAGUUCACCUGAGAUCAAUAAUAGAAAACACAACAGAAGAGCAAGAAAUAGGGAGAAACAGAGAGAUAAUGAACAUCCAGGCAAGAGACCCAAGUCUGGGGGAAAACGUCAGAAUAAGAAGAAGGAAAACAAGUAAGUAGAGUUUAUUUUUUAUCAAUCUGAUAUACUGUACUAAAGAGUUUGUCUCCUAAGCCUGGUAUACACUGAUCAAAGUUCUGUGAUCACAGUAGGAAUUUUGCAUGGGUAAAUUCUAAGUUUUGAAGGAUUUUUUAAGAGAUUGACUGAGUGUAAACAAUGAGCUAUUUCCCCUCAAAAAUUUCUUACAAAUCAUGAAAUCAUUCAAAACUUAGAAUUUACCGAUGCAAAAUUCAUACUGUGAUCACAGAAACUUUGAUAGUGAAACCCAGCCUAAAGACUAUGUUCACAUCUCACUGGAGUGAAAUAAUGUCAGACGCCACGUUUUACGCCUGUUCACACUAAGCCGUUUAUAGAGUACAUACACGUAUUUUUGUUGUCGAUGUACCCAAGUAAAGAUUUUUUUAUAUAAUAUAAUUCAAGUAAUACCUUGUAUUUGCAAGCAUAUCAUUUUGGCGUUGUGUCGGGAGUGUAAUUUAAUGACCUAGCUAGGGGGCUGUCAUGUGUCGAAAUGUGACUCCAACCCUGACACUGUAAGAUGCUGAAACCACCAGCUCCAUCAGUGGGGCGUUCUUGUCGUUCAUUCAUUCAACAUAAUGUUGUUUUUUAGAGAGAACGUGUUUGCUCCCAUUGACCCCGAGAGCCAUGAACGUAAACAGAAAAGAGCUGCUCGCUUUGUCGAAACUUCUAAUGGUAGUCCAAGUUUGUUUGGGAGCCUCCUUGAAAGUUUGAAUUCCACGGUAAGACAUUUAUGUAAUACUUCAAACAUGAAAAGCAGUUUAUCAAGCACUGGAAACUGCAUUUCAGCACGAGGAAAAACAUUUAGUUUCAUUCUCUAAAUGGAAAGGUUUUAAUAUGUGAAAUGUUUUGUAGCUUUUGAAUGAAAAUGAAGAUGAAGAAAAUAUUGAUUGGACGAAAUUUCAUAUCAUUGGCACUUGUGAAGAACUGGAAAAACGCUUUUUUAGGUUAACGAAGGUAUGUAGAUCGUAACUAUAACUACCGUGAAGACCCAUUUCCACUCAAGAAAAAUUUCCACCGACAGAAAAUUUUCCGAAAAUAUCAUUGUUAAAAACUGAAAAUUUUAAACUUCAAAAUUUUUUUUCGACGGAAAAGUUGUGUCGGCCAAACACAUUUUGCAAAUUUUCUUUCUGCGGAAAAUUUUCAUGGGUGGAAAUUGGCCUUAGUGGUAGAGCCUGUUCGCAGGCUACCUUAGUGGUUGUAACCAUGUAGGAGAUUAACACUACAGAAAACUAUGACUUUAUCAUAACCCGAUCUUGUUUACUAUAGCCUCCAGAUCCAUCGACAGUCCGACCUCUGGAAGUGCUGAAGAAAUCCCUGGAGAUGGUGAAGAAUGAUUGGAAGACUAAACAGGAUUACAGAUACGCAUGUGAACAACUUAAAGCCAUCAGACAAGACUUGACGGUAUGUCGAGAAUGUUUUGAAAUCAAGUUUGCAUGUCUUCUGCACAUAAUAUCCAUUUAGGUCAGGUUUCCGAAAACCUGAAUCCUGAUAUCGACACAGAGACGGUGGCAAGCCCUUGGAUUCAGCAGAUUCUGUUGCAACUCGCAAACAGUCAUUAUUUUGCUUAAUUUUUCUUGUAUUAUUUUAGGUUCAAGGCAUCAGAAAUGAUUUUACUGUGCUCAUUUACGAAACCCAUGCGAGAUUAGCGUUGGAAAAGGUAAAUACUGUAAUCUUCCAGUUUAAGUCGAUAAGCUCUUUAGGGUUUUUCAAAUGUCAUGUAUAUAUUACUUUUGUAAAAAAUAUUUACUUCAAGAACACCAUUGUAAUCGUUAUUUUUCAACGGUUGGAAGUUUCUUCAUUGUGAGUUAUUUUGAUCCGAGUUUUUCUGAUCUGAUGAUGAUGUUGUUGUUGUUGUUGUUGUUUGAUAGAUAGAUAUGUUUAAACCUAUCUGUCAUGUUGUUUGUUGUUGUUGCUUGUUGUCGAUACUAACCGAUCAUACAAAAUGCCUUCGGAUUUGGCGCUUGCCUGCCCUGCCGCUUCCGGUAAAGAAACUUUUCAGGGGGGGAGAUGUUAUUGUCUAUGGUGUUCUAACUUACAUAUGUUUCUUUCUAUAGAGUGAUAGUGCGGAGUUCAACCAGUGUCAGUCUCAAUUAAAAUCUUUAUAUUCUGGAGGUCUUAGUGGGAAUAGGAAUGAAUUUACAGCAUAUCGGAUUCUUUAUCUCAUUUAUACCAACGACACUAGAGAUAUCCUUUUAUACAUCUUUUUCUUACGGGGAAUAUGUCAUCAUGCACAAUCCCGUAUUGUUGGAUGUUUUAAUGGUGGGAAAAUGGUUUAGAGGUGAUAGAGCUAUUCAGUAUAAGUAAAGUUAUUUUAGUUUUUCUCCUAUUGGACCAAUACGGGAUGUACCUUAAAAACAAUUUAAAUAGACCCUGAUAGAGUUAUCCGUAAAGAAGCUAUAGUUUUACUUCAGUUGUACUAUUCGUAUUACCAUAUAGAUUAUAGUAAUAUACAAUUUUACCUUAACUGUUCUCACAGCUUACAACGACCAUGUCAGCUCUCCCGGUUGAAGAGAAAAACGACCCGUUUAUAAAGCAUGCGUUAAAAGUGCGCUCCGCGUGGUCGCUGUCAAAUUAUCAUUCUUUUUUCCAGCUUUAUUCAACAGCACCGAAUAUGGGCGGAUAUCUUUUGGACUUGUUCGUACAACGGGAAAGAGAGAGGGCGAUCAAGAUUCUGUUAAAAUCGUGGGUUAUAUCGCUCCUUCUCUUGGGGCCGUGUUACGCGAGGCAAUUUUUCCCGCAACUUGCAACGAGACUUCUGACAUAUAGGGCGUGUUCCUAGGCAUCAACUAUGUCGCUGACCUCAGAAUGACAUUUCGUCAAAACUUUUUCGUUCAAAAUUGGUUUAGAAACAAAUUUGGAAUAGGGUUAGGUUAGGGUAAGGGUUAGAGUGAGGCCAGCGAAAUAAUCUCUUCCGUGUUCCUAUGCCCCUUUGGUACGGAUAUAAAAUUCAAUUUGUGUUCAUUUUCGCCGAUUUUGACCUGCACACUUUAGUCUGCUGGCUUCAGCAUGUGUAGCGCCUCGGCAUGCAUUUGGUAAGUAUGACAUCACAUGCGAAAUUCACUUCUUUUAUUUCGCAUAUGACGUCAUACUUACCAAACGCUAGCCCAAAAUUGAACAAACCUGCCAAAAACAGUAAAGGUCCUAGGUAUAGCUCACGAUUUCUCGGCCAUGGUUCCGUGUCAGAAAUUUCGUUGCGAGAUACGGUAAAAAGUGCCUAGUGUAAACUUGGCCUUUUGGGGUUUGCUUAAAUCGGGCGACGAUCUAGAAUGUGUCCAUACCGCUCUCGUUAAUACAAUCUAUGAUAACAUUGAUGCAUGCAAGACCUAAGUCCAGCCUACCCCUAACCUUAACUUCCUAGCCAUACCUCGUAUAUUAAUCCUUACCUUAUCAAGCACCUGGAUGUUACUCCUGUAACCAGAUUAAUAUCCGCUUUUUCAUUGAUGUUUUCUUAAUUGUAACAACACUGACAGAGCUAUUUGGGCGUGUCCUUGAUCAUUGCCCCGGUUGAAGCAAACCCCGUUAUCUUUUUAAUUAUUUAUCUCGCUUAUAGUCUAUUGUUUCGCGUCAACCUCGUAUACAAGCCCUUCCUUCGACGUUUUGAGAGAUCGAAACGUCAGAGCGUCAUGUUAAACUCCCCUUAGAAUCUCUCUAACCCCUCUUAUAAAGUGUUCAACCUUCAGUCUCUAACCCCUCUUAUAAAGUGUGAAAGUCUUUAACCCUAACGCCUAACCCCUGUAAAAAGCUCGCUCAGUGGUGCCGCUUGCACCCGCUAGAAAUUUUCCCACCCCUCCCUUAAAAAAAAAUGAAAAUCCGCCCUUGCAGAACGUUGUUUUCGGGUAGUUCAGUCGCUUAGUGACGCACCAAGGCCUAUGCAAAAUUUGUGGGACUAGCAUGUCAGAAAGAAGUGUCGACUAACGUAGUCCUUGCUUCUCCACCAGUAAUUCUGCUGGUGGACCAGGGCAUUUGAAGAGGAUUUUUCACCUGAAACAUGAGUUGGACUUGGCCUGGCUUGUGCACGAGGUUGACAUGUAUGUUUUAUAAUAUCCGUAUUCUCCUUGAUUUCUUUUCAUUCUGAUGCUUUCUGUGAGGUGCAGAACUACCUUUUAAGAUAUAGCGAUGUCUGAUUUUUCGUGUACAGGAAGGCUGUGUAGUAGUGGCGGAAGUCGUCACUUUUAGCAAUUUCCCUUUGCUAGCAAGUUCAGACUUUGUCGUAUCUUUUACAAGUCGUUGUGAACCUCACAGAAACCCCUGUUUCUACACCUGCACUAGACUCAAAGUUUACAAAACUCUUACCUGACUUUCCUUGCCUAAUAUAUUCUCUCUGUUCUCCUUUGCUUCUAUUUCUUCGUAUUCCCCAAUUUUUUCUUCGUUGCAUUUCAUUAAUCCCACCCUCCCAUUCCUACCUGUUUUUAUAUGUCCCCUGUUACUAACUUGUUAUACUUUUUUCUUUUCUUUUAAUUGCCGUUGUAUGAUGGUGUUGACAACUAUAGCUAUCGCCCUUUCUUACCCGUCGCGUUCGUUCAGUCGGAAUUAGCAUUUGUAGACGAAGCGACAUGUCAGGAAUUCUUCAAGGGACUGGGUCUAAUCCUUACCGCCGAUAAUACAAAAGUGGACUGCAAGCAAUCACAAGCCAUUUUAUCAGCAGCAGCCAGCUAG
Molecule: messenger RNA, 7618 nt
Organism: Paramuricea clavata
Lineage: Eukaryota; Metazoa; Cnidaria; Anthozoa; Malacalcyonacea; Plexauridae
Source: the annotation of a GenBank genome assembly